AUGCCCCGACAUAAUUGCUGUCCUGCUGUUCAUUUCCUUGUGGCUUGUCCCAGGUCAACCGAACCCGACGCCUUCUUCCUUGAUGUCUUCUUCAACGCGCACCCAGUCCACCCUAACGCGUUAGCGGAUUCAAAAGAAAAACAACGCGCGCCAAAUGCCCUAGUCCCAACCGUUAUUGCUUAUGCUGGUGGUCAGGUCGACUUUACAGUCGACAUGGGCACAGAGUAUGCAACGCGGCUUAUGAUUGUCAAGGGGAGUUUUGAAGCCCUUUCUAUGGCAAUAUAUGGGGAAAUUGUCUCCGAGUCUCCUGCGGUGCAGAUAUACGAACCUAAACCAUUUGGCUCUUUGGAACCAGUACCUUUAUCCAGAAACAUCGAUCCCUCGAGUUCCUCGCAUCCAAUACAACUAGCGGAACAGUUGCUUUCCCUCAUUCCAGACUCGCCUUCUCUUCCACUCGUGGUGCGGCUGAUGUUCUGUCUCAAGCCAUCUGAUGACGACUGGGAUCAUCCAGACUUUCCGUAUCUUUAUGCAGAUUUGGGAGGGGACGAUGAAAGUUUUGACCUGGAAGGGAUUGUCCAAGCUAUCAGCAGGCCCAUACGAAACGAUACUUCGGAAGAAGUUUUAUCAGCGUUCGUCGACAGAAUUGUAGAUUUGAUUGGUCCCAAGGACAAUGACCAAUCCUAUCACGUCGCGAAACUUCUGAGCAUAGCGGCCCCACAACAUCCUCGCAUUGCGCAGGUUUUUUUGCGGCAUCUUGAAUUAGCAUCGAUAUUUGACGAGCAAACUUUGGAGGAAGCCACUGUACUUUGCUUACUGGAUGCCGUCUCAAACGUAGACAUCGCACAUCACUUCAGCAGUGACGACAAUCUCUUGAGAAUGCUACAGGGUGUCCAGAAUAGUCCCAGGGCAGACAAGCAUACACAAUCUGCGGUGCGCAAAUUGCUCUCUAGACUUCGUGGCUGGCAAAGCUUUGAAGACGCGCUUUCAAACACUCGAGGCAAUUUUGUUCAGUGUGCCAGCAUGCUCAGGGACAUUGGAACCGAUGAUCAGUCUUUGGGAAUAUGGCUUGAAUGUAUGAUGAUCCACGAAGAGCUUGUUACAAAAUUAGGCGAAAAUCCAGUUUUACCCAACUCUCAGUCACAUCCCCCUUUUUUGUUCCGUAAUCCAAUGCCAGCAGUUUCUCAUGAUGAGUUCAUUGUCUUUGUCAGGGCGUUCAUAGGAAUUUCCAGCGUCCUUGCAGUAUGGGCAUGGGCAGAUAGCAUUGGCCACGAUCUCUGUCGAGAACGAACAUUAUCAGUCUUGAACUUGUGGCAAGGAGUUGAUGGGUAUAGAGAGAUCUUAAAUCACCUUCUGCUUCUACGCCAGCUGACUCGUCGUUUGGGAUGGAUUACAACAGACAACGAUCCUCCUCGAAAGUCUGGAAUCCUUGCCGAGAGAAUUUUGUCAAAUCUUGCAAAUGAUCCCCAGGCUGUUUUACUCGAUGAUGUCAUCACAGCAAUUCUCAAUCUUGAGCCUCCCCUUUCUUUCAUUGCAGAGAAUGAACGUCUGGCGAUGCGAAAAAUAGCUUUCGUAGCUGAGGAUGGACUACCGGCUGCUGUGGAAGAAUUGGCGUUCUCGAGCGACCGUCCUUUUUCUCUUAGGAGGCUACGCACUCUCCGUGUCUCUCUGGCAAUCGUUGAACGCGAAUUGGUAGAGCCAAAGGGUGAAUGGCGUGUUUUAGAGAUCUUCUGGGACGAGCACAACCACGGAUUUGUACCUAGGCUUGUGGACAUACUCUUUGAUAUUGUCGACGAUCUAAAUCAACACUUCGCAAUUCAGCCGAUACCUCGCAUGAACCAAACACUUUCUGAUCAGCUGUUCCGCACAGCAGACGAUAUCCUUCGCUUAAUCACGCGUUUAAGCUCUUCGAUACCCCUUCCCAAUCGUGCUUUGUGUAGUUUGACGAUCUCCGUCGCCGAUCUCUUUGCGUGCACUGACGCGGCUGAUAUGAUAUUCAGUCAAACUUCCUCAGCUUGCAUGUCUGCCCAAGGAGGGAGACAAACGUGCCUUGACCUCAUGAGGAGUCUUUCGGGCCCAAUCAACUGCGUAGAGUCCGGAACUUUGAGUGCUCAGGUUAUCCUCCGCACGUUGCUUGUCCACGGGAACCACAGUGCUAAAAGAGACCCAGCCUACCAUCUCUCUCAGGUCUUCAGUUUGAUGGACCACAUUUUGCCUGACCCAAGAAACGAAGUAGAAGUCGACGGCCAAUCGUAUUGGAUCAUGUCAGUCAUCCCGAGUGUCCUUCCCGAGCUUAGGACUUUCUUCCGACUGCUGGACGCGGAGAACCGGGCACAUUUAGUUCGGAGACUGGUCAACCUUGAUGAGGGAGUCACGGGAGUAGGGGAAUGGUUAUUGCAAGAAGAAUUGAAAGCUGUGAUACAGAUACUUCAGACACUUCCAAAUUCAACCUACAGUGAGGAAUAUCGACUCAUUCUCCGACAUCAAGUUUCAACAUCACUACAAUUAUUGUUGGAAAUUGCUUCACCCCCUUCCAGCCUCUCGACGUGGUUCAAAACGUCACUUUCCUCCAAUGACACACUUUCCCAUCUCCUACAUUCCUAUCUUUCGCUACUUUUGGACCACCGCUUCUCCUCGCUACCUCUUACCAAAUUAAUCCACGUCCUUGCGAAAAAUGCCACCGAUUUCGAACCGGAUUUCCAAAUUACUAUUCUCCUGAGUCUCCUUCGCAGCUCGCAGAUAGAUCCAACGGCUCCAUACGCGGUUGAUUUUGUUGUGGAUAUUCUCAAAGGGUUGUCCUCGCACCCAGUAUCUUGUGACGAUUUAACAGUCGAAAUCGGGACUCUUUUCUCGACGUGCGCCGACCACACCUCGACCCUGGAAGCAGAGAAGGCCGAAAUUUUGCUUCAGAUUCUCGAAUGGUUACUAGAGCAAGGAAACUCAAGACUCACGACGCUGCGUGGGAUUACGCUUGAGGCGUUCAAUAGAUUGUGCGAUUACCUUGCCAGUAUACUGCCUGGCCGUGAGGCCGCUGUCCAAGAUGUUCAAUUAAGAGUGACCAUCGAUGAAGACGAGGUUUUCGCGUCCUCUAUGGUCGAAUUGCCUGACAGCUUAACUCUUUCACUCGAAGCAAUCGAGCGUCUCUUGCAACCCAAAGAUCUGACGCCUUCAACACCAAAAGGAACCAAAACACCCGAUAUUCUCGGUGUUGUCAUAUCUCCGCCAACUGCCCUCCUACGUUCGCCCGCUGCAACAGGGCUCACAAAGACCUACGCCAACAACGAUUUCCGUCAGUUGCGUCAAGUUGCGUCAGCAAGGCUGAAUACAAGUAGGCUUCCUAGUAUGCAUGUGGAUGUGGGUAUAAACGGUCAUUUCGACCUGUAA
Laccaria bicolor S238N-H82 is the source of this 3381-nucleotide messenger RNA. RefSeq lists its product as uncharacterized. The transcript has 7 exons. NCBI's taxonomy places the organism in Eukaryota, Fungi, Basidiomycota, Agaricomycetes, Agaricales, Hydnangiaceae. The record is from RefSeq and is a predicted model, not a curated record. The coding region runs from base 1 to 3381 and encodes 1126 amino acids.